This is a messenger RNA of Pseudopipra pipra, 1308 nucleotides long. RefSeq names its product spermatogenesis associated 17 (gene SPATA17). Lineage: Eukaryota; Metazoa; Chordata; Aves; Passeriformes; Pipridae. The transcript has 10 exons. The record is from RefSeq and is a predicted model, not a curated record. Gene Ontology annotation, biological process: vesicle transport along actin filament; actin filament organization. Gene Ontology annotation, cellular component: vesicle; actin cytoskeleton; cytoplasm. The coding region runs from base 114 to 1250 and encodes 378 amino acids. Gene Ontology annotation, molecular function: actin filament binding; microfilament motor activity.
GGUGCAGCCCCGCGCAGCCCCCGCUGCCCUCGGAGCGGUGCCGGUCCCUGCCUGCGCGGCCGCCGGGGCAGCGCCACCCCCGCGGCCCAGCGCAGUGGGACGGUCCCGUUGCCAUGGCGGCGGCGUCGGGAGGGCGGGAGGAAGGAGGGAGCAUGGCCGCCCUGGCCCGGCUGCAGGAGAGGCUAUCGGAGCUGCGAGAGGAGUAUUUCCUUGCGAACAGAUCUAUAGAUGAAGACAGAAAAAUAAAAUACAGAGCUGCUGUCAAAAUCCAGAGCUGGUUUCGAGGAUGCAGGGUCCGAGCCUAUCUGAGACAUCUGAAUGCAAUGGUGAUUUUGAUACAGAAGUGGUGGAGAGGAUAUCGAUGCAGAAAACACUUCAGAAAAAUGCUGGAGACAGCAUAUUUUAUUAUGAAGAUGAAUUUCUACAAUGAAAUGGCUGUCAGGAUCCAGAAAAGAUGGCGAGGCUAUUACGUUCGGAAAUACAUCCAUAAUUAUUAUGCCCUGAAGAAAUACUUGCAAGCUGUUUCUGUGAAUAACGCAUUUGUCAGGAGUGAACUUCAAGAGUACGUAGAAAUGAAGGAAAAUGAAGAGAAAAUGAAAGACCUAGAAAAGAAAGAAAAGGAAAAGAAAUACCAAGCCCGAAAGAUGCAUUACCUCCUUAGCACUGAGCAGAUUGCAGGCAUCUACAAUUCGCCAUUCAGAAAAUCCCCAGACCCAAUGGAACUGCUGCUACGGAAUUCAAAGCCACUGAGCCACAGAAGGAAGCAAGUGAAGAGUCCCUUUGCCUAUGAGCUCUGUGACUGGCCAACUUGUAAGAAGCCCCCAGCUUUCGUCACAGCACUGCCUCUGCCACCUAUUGGCAGACAGAAACCUCAGGGGCCUUUCCGCGAUACCGCUGAAGUAUUGUGGCAGCGCUACAAGCCUUUGGAACCAACCUUGCGAGUGGCAGAAUCAAUCAAUUCACCACUGGAGAAGGCCAGAGAGGGAAUAAAAAGGGAGGAAUGGAGAAAUCCUAUACAUGACAAUGAAUUCCUGCCAUUUUCUUCAUAUCAUAAAAAUGAGAAUGAGAAGUAUGAGCCAUCACUUUGUAAGUCAGGCAAAUAUGUCCGAGAAGCUUAUGGAACCAAACAUUUCAGAGAAGUAUAUCCUGAUAAGUGGAUAGCAGACAAGGACUUUCGAACAGUGGUACCAUCUAUUUUUCUCUUCGAAAAGUUUGGAAAAACUUACUCCCGCGCUGGGCAAAUAGUGUAGUUGUCCUGGAAACUACACAAGGCACCUGAAAAGCAACCAAUAAAUGUAUUUCAGCAAA